AUGCCAGCUACUACGCCUUCCAUCCGCUUCAGUAGCCUGCCCACUGGCCCACCCAAUCUCGGAUUAUUCGAUAAGCUGCCGCGUGAAGUCCGUGAUAUGAUUUACGGCUUCUGGGCGGAUCUCCAGCUGAACAGAUAUCGUGACCCUCAGACCAAGGCCACCCAUGUCUCCCGCGCAUUCCAGCAGCUGCAGAUGUAUCCGACCAGGCUUACCAACAAGGAAUUUUUUGUCGAACUUCUGGCCGCGAGCACCAGGGCGCGAUCUUUUUGGCAAUCAUCUGGUGGUGUUUUCGUUCUUGGAGGAUUCGUCAAGUUCGUCAGCACCCGUCUAGGAGUUGGCUUUCCCAUCGGAGACCUGGGCCUCCCAGUCUCUGUUCUUCCGUUCUGUUUGAACUAUGGCCGACCACUUCCGACAUACCUGAAGGCUCCGACCCGUGAACUGAGAGACGGUCUGAGAAAGUUGUGGAAUCUCCGCGAUGACUACAAAUUGGAAACUCCCAACUUCUUCCUCGACAUCCAUUACGGUUGGGCAAGAGACUACAUGAUCCAUCACAUGAAUUCAAGACGGCAGCGUGGGGACUUGACCUCCGACUGUAAAUUCGACGAUAUGCGCGUUCAGAUCUAUCCAAGAGACAAGCCAGCUUCGAUCAAGUCACUUCAACAAGCAAUGCGCCGACUUGGAAGCCAAACAGACGACUGCUACGCCGCUUCCAUCAGCCACACCUAUCCAAACGAGCGGCUACGAACUGCAAACAUCUGUGCAGCUUUGCUCGAUCUAAAGAACGCCGGUAUUCCCAGACUCGAGGCAAUUCAUCAAGAGUUCAUGGAUCAAUCACACCAAUUCUGGGAGGCUAUGGAAAAUCAGUACAGUGUUGGAGACUUCUUCAGCCUCAUGGAGUCGGGAUUGGGCAGUGCCGGAGAAGACUAG
Molecule: messenger RNA, 927 nt
Organism: Aureobasidium pullulans EXF-150
Lineage: Eukaryota; Fungi; Ascomycota; Dothideomycetes; Dothideales; Saccotheciaceae
Exons: 1
Coding region: 1-927 (308 amino acids)
Source: RefSeq, a predicted model, not a curated record